Molecule: messenger RNA, 3715 nt
Organism: Fusarium odoratissimum NRRL 54006
Lineage: Eukaryota; Fungi; Ascomycota; Sordariomycetes; Hypocreales; Nectriaceae
Product: peptidyl-prolyl cis-trans isomerase-like 4
Exons: 2
Coding region: 116-1567 (483 amino acids)
Biological process (GO): protein peptidyl-prolyl isomerization
Cellular component (GO): nucleus
Molecular function (GO): peptidyl-prolyl cis-trans isomerase activity; RNA binding
Source: RefSeq, a predicted model, not a curated record
CAUCAUUCAACCUUCCAUCUAUUCUUGGGGGAACGCGUCCUUCUCUUCACAACCUCUUUUCGCAUUGAAUCAAUUGAUUCGGCGUCGCGUAAAAGAGGAGAUACCGCUGAUUAUCAUGUCAGUUCUCUUGGAGACCAGCGAAGGUGACAUUGUCAUCGAUCUUCUGGUCGACCAUGCACCCAAACUUUGCGAAAACUUUCUGAAGCUCUGCAAGGUCAAGUAUUACAACUUCUCACCUGUUCACUCUGUCCAGAAGAACUUCUCCUUCCAAACCGGCGAUCCUCUCGGCCCUCUGUCCAAAGAUUCCGAUGGCGGCUCUUCAAUAUGGGGUCACGUAUCCGGCGACCCAGCGAAACGAACAUUCCCAGCCUUUUUCCACCCCAAGUUGAAACACUUGGAGCGAGGAACAGUCAGCAUGGCUACAGCCCCCCUCCAGUCCGAUCCUGAUACACGAGUGGCUGGAUCUCAGUUUAUUGUCACAUUGGGCGAAGACACGGACUACUUGGACGGAAAGGCAGCGAUCUUUGGAAAGGUCGUCGAAGGCUUUGAAGUACUGGACAAGAUCAAUGAAGCGAUUGUGGACGAGAAGGGCUACCCGCUUAUCGACAUUCGAAUCAAGCAUACGGUUAUUCUGGACGAUCCCUACCCUGACCCGCCUGGCUUGAGAGAACCGAGCUCAAGUCCCCCUCCGACCGCCCAGCAGUUGAAGACUGUUCGAAUCGAAGACGAGGCAGCAUUGCACGCAGAUGACAAUGUCGAUGAGGAAGAGUUGGAAAGGAGGCGUCGCAAUCGCGAGGCACAGGCGCAAGCUCUCACUCUGGAAAUGAUGGGAGAUUUGCCGUUUGCAGAGGUCAAGCCUCCUGAGAACGUUUUGUUCGUUUGCAAACUGAACCCCGUGACUGGCGACGAAGAUUUGGAGCUCAUCUUUGGCCGUUUCGGCAAGAUUUUGAGUUGUGAAGUUAUCAGAGACCAAAAGACUGGCGACAGUUUACAAUAUGCAUUCAUCGAAUUCGAGGACAAGGCGUCAUGUGAGGCAGCCUACUUCAAGAUGCAAGAUGUUCUCAUCGACGAUCGACGCAUUCAUGUGGACUUCUCUCAGAGUGUCAGCAAACUGAGCGAUGUGUGGCGAAAGGAUACGAACAGCAAGCGAAGGGCGACUGCUCACCGAGGCGGAUGGGGAGGUGUCGAUGAGCUCGAGAAGCGCCGACAAUACCGAGAUGAGGGAGAAAGGAUUACGGGUGGUAAUUACAGAAUGGUCUACGGGGAAGAGGAAAUGAAAGGCAGACUGGGGCGCGGUGGACAGAAACAGGAGAAGGAUGAUGCGCCUCCUCCAAGAUCUCAGGAUGAUGAAGGACCAUCACAUCGACGAAGUCGGAGUCGGAGUCCGCGGCCAAGAGAUCGAAGUCGGGAUCGAUAUCGCAAACCACGAGAUGACCGUCAAGGCGACCGGCGCGAUAGAGAUCAUGAUAGAAACCGAUAUCGGGACCGUGGCCACGAUCGUCGAGACCGAGGUAAAGAAAGGGAUCGAUUUGGACGGGACGAUUAUGAUCGCAGGCCAAGGAGAUAAGGAAGGACUGGUGGAUUGCGAAACGCAAUACAGCAGUGCAACCCUCACAAGCACUGGCGUACUGAGGCGCAAUACCAUUGACGGCAAGCGCUUAGCGUUACUCUGCUAUGCAACAGCUUCAGCUAAUUUUAAUACGGAAUGCAUCGUACGGCAUUACACGAAAAUGGAAUAUCCCCAUAACACGAGUUUGACAGCUACUUUGAGGGAGAACCUCGUCGCUGAAUUUAAUGCUUUCGUGAUAUGCAAACACCAACUUCCUCUCAUCUCACAUACGGUCCUUCACCGGAAUUUCUUCUCCAAGCAACGGAAGACAAUGUGGACUGCUUAGUUGAACACACACUGAACACCGUCUACGCAUGAGCGAUGUUAUUCUGACCGAAAUGUACCGAUGACUGUGGGUCGGCGGGGAGGAUCUGUCUCCCGCUGUUGAGCGACCACGGCGUCGCUCUGGAUGAGAUCUCCGGGCCUACCCCAUCUCUUUUUGCCAUGGCAUCGCUUGCCGGCGAUAUCCCUACGCUUCUACCAACACUUUUGAUGUUGUCAUACCUGACAGGUCUCUUUUGGACGUUCAGCAGAUCACAACGCCCAGCAAGGGGAAUCCACUCUCGUCAAAGCAUCCAGACAUUAUAGACCACCACGCCACAACAUGUUUGGCUUUACAUCCAAAUACUCUAUUUUGUACGAGCUUGCUGGCUGUCUGUCAUUCAGUCGAACACUCCAGAACCUGUCGCUGCUUCUCUACCUAUGGAUCAAAAAUCCGUCAUUCUCGGCUAUGCUUGCUUCUCCUGUGCCUUCUAGAGACACGGGAGGGCACAACUUCCAGCUCAUCAAUGCAAGGCACAAGGGGGUGAGACCGCCAUGCUCUCACCACAUCGAAGACUCUGUAACACCUCAAGUAAGGCUUGUUACGGCCGAGCUUGGGCUUAUUCGAUAAGCGUCAAGCCCUAAACCCUGUCACCUGAGCUGUCUUUACCAACGAAGAUUCCUUGAAUAGGCUCUGGGCUGAGAGAUGCGGCUGCUGCCCAGGGUACCCAGAUGGAUCAACACGGUUGUCUCAGAUCGUCAAUGAGCUCGGUACUGGUAACAAUGACUGGGGACGACUGGCUGUACUACGCUGAGGUACUCCGAUAUCUCUCAACAACACGAGCUACGGGUUUCGAGGACCGAUGGCCGAAGCAGAAGCAAUGUUGCCUGGCAAUUGCUUCAUUGCAGCUUAGGUCAUACAUAGCUCGGGGACUCAUCCGUCAACAAGACGGCAAAAUGGUAAGCUCUAAUCGGUCAGUGUUGUGGACUUUGGUACAUGUAGUGACGCCGACACGCCAUGUACAAGCAUGAAAUUAUUCAGGCAAAACUUGUCGAGAUGUGCAACUGCGAGACGCCAAAGCCCCGUCCGCCGGGUUUAGCGGCCAUGGGGCGGGCUUGACUGCGAUUUCAGUCUCCAACGGGAGCCGACAUGGAAUCAAUAUAGGCCCAGUGGCCUUGUGAUGUUUCUGCUAAGGAAGCAGUUUCAGAUUGUUCUCUGCAUGUGAUCCAACCUCCGGAUCUUCAUAUCGAGCUUCCCCGCGACUGUUUUGCGGAUCGCUACAGAUCAUUAUUACAGCCAAGGGUAUAGAAUUCCAGUUGAACGGUGUUUUGGUCAGCCAUCAAGCAGUCUAUCCUCGUCCUUUAGUGGGCCACGAGAGACUUCUAGGUGAACCCCUUGGCUGAGUGACCAAUAGUAUGUGUUGGUGGAAGUACAGCGCGGGUAGACGCAGCUUCAUGCGUCACACCCUUAAAUGACAGUUGGGUGAACAGCAUCUUCGUCGGGUUAUUGCUGAAAGAAAUUUCCGCCCUGGAUGCUGCGCCUGCUCUAUUAUCACGGACCGUCUUCUCUUUUGAGAACUGACGCUGUUUUCUCACAGAUUGUGGGGCAGCCGUAGAGGAGAGAGGAAAGAAGCGAGUCUGCUUAUCUCGCUGUACCGUGUAUGCAGUCUGGGGCAUGAUUGAGUCUCGAUACGAUAGACGGUUGUUUAUUGACUUGAGAAGACUUGCCCCAGAACCAAUUGAAACCGCCUUGACUCAAAAGAACGGCUGUUUGAUCCAGAUAUGAAAUGAAGUGAAGACAUCGAACGAUGUCUAUGUUACCGCGUCAAGUUUGAGAUUCUUCGU